Phyllotreta striolata is the source of this 2254-nucleotide messenger RNA. The record is from the annotation of a GenBank genome assembly. Lineage: Eukaryota; Metazoa; Arthropoda; Insecta; Coleoptera; Chrysomelidae.
UAAACACAACCGAAUGAUAACGAGCUUACUAACUCCAUAGAAUUUCACGGAAGUGUGCAAUAAAAUUCUCUGAGUUUUUGUGUUAAUUUACACACCGGGUAUUAAUUUUUUGUGACAGAAUACUGCGCCGAUUCUGGCCAGUUUAUCCCCGACGAAACGAAUUGUGGAUAUUAAAUCGAAAGCGAGGUCACUCUCGAUAUACAAACAAUUCUCAUCCUAGUGUUCGCGGUAUAAGUGUGUUAUCGGUGCGCAAUUUUCGCGUAAAAACGCUGAAAAAGUUUUGGAGGUUUUUCGUAAUGUGGCGCAAUAAAUAGGGAGGCAGAUUUGGCGCGCAAUUAGCAUGUUGUCAUCGUUUAAGUUAAAAUGGAUAAAAUGGAAGUCGAAGACAUAAUGUGCGAUCAAAGCAUACUCUACCCAGAAGUCAACGUUCAAUUCGCAUCAAAAAUCUCCUGUUUAGUCAUAUCAGCUAGUAAAUUAUGGGUAGCUAUAGACAUAUUACUAAAAUCGAUAUUCCCGCCGAUUUCUUCGAUGUGCUGCAUGAUAUUCCGCAAUCCCCACGCGACUUACCAGAACGUCAGGCACCAACUGUUCCCCACUUUGGUAGCUUUCAUAGCCAACACCCUAUCGAACUCGCUGGCCUCCGUCCAAAACCUAUCCCUGCCGGUGACCCUAAGGAUAACGAAGGACCACGACGGUUGCGAAAGAGCCGUUAUCUCCGAUGACGCAACGGCCGAUGUCGAAACCGAGAGGUCCGUGGAGUGCGUGGUGCUGCACGAGCCCGAGCAAAUCGCCGUCGAUGUGGUGUUUAUCCACGGAUUGCACGGGGGGUUGGACAAGACCUGGAAGCAAGGUACAUGGAGGACGAGGAGGCACAAACUUGUUAAUCAAACUCCGGUUAGAAGGCGGUCUACAGCCAACGAUUUUUAUGUGCCUACUAAUGGACACCAGAUUAAAACCUGGUUGGAUGUUUAUUCCAAAAUACCGAAUAAAGUGCAUUUGAGAGAAAACAAAGGCGAAUGCACGGAUAUUGAGAUGAUUGGCAAGGAUUUCAGCGAAUGUUGGCCUAAAGAUUGGUUACCCAAAGACUGCCCUGAUGCUAGAAUUAUCGCUGUAAAUUACACUACGGAUGUUCUGUGGACUCUUACGUGGACGAAGCAACGAAGAAGGACAAACCUGGUAGACAGAAGCAACGAAAUGAUUAACGAACUAAUGAAAUUAAACGUGGGUGGCAGGCCUAUCAUAUGGGUAGGUCAUUCUAAAGGUGGCCUCUAUAUUAAACAGAUUUUAAUAAACGUGUUCGAAAAUGCCGAGAGGAAAGAGGAGGUCGCAAGAAUUUUCAAUCAAACCAAAGCAAUUAUGUGGUACAGCGUUCCGCAUAAAGGCUCAUCUCUGGCCGAUUUCACUCUACCUUUGUUGAGAAGGAGCAUCGAAUUGUUGGAAGUUCAAAGAAACGGCAGUUUUGUUUUGGAAUUACACAGGAGAUUUCUGGAAAUAAUCAAUAAAGAAAAAUCUAACAUAGAAAUCUUCAGUUUCAUAGAAACAUCGUUUACUUACAUGGUGUUUAUUUAUUUGAAAAUUGUAGCAUAUCAAUCUGCAGAUCCAGAUAUUGGCAUAAAAUGCGACGUACCUUUGGACCAUCGGGAAAUAUGCAAACCGGCCGGUCGAGACUGCUUUCUAUACCUAGAACUGAUAAAAUUGAUAAAAAAAUGCCUAUCCAUUCCGAACGAAGCUAAUAACAAUAUCAACCCUCACGAAUGACGCCUGCAUAGAGCAUGGUUCAAUCAAAUGAUUUUGUUCCUAGACUAUUAUUUAAUAUUCUUACCAUUGUUUUGUCACUCUAUACCUCUGUGAUACUAACGUAGUAGCGUUUCAAAAAUUAUUCUAUGAAUAGGAAUAGUUAUAGUUUGCUGUAAAAAAAUUAUAGCGAAUCGUUGAGCUAGUGUGAUAGUUUAAUCCUGAUGAGCUAUAUUAGUCUGGACAGUGAUGUAAAUGUGCAAUAUGAAAGAAGAAGUCCACAUGCGGGUGUGUAUGUUUAACGUUAGGUUAUUCAAGAAAGACGUCGACGAGCCAUGUAGUAUGAUGAUGAUAUUUUGAUAGUAAUUAGGCGGUAAUAUAAGAAGUACUGGCAAACGGGGACAAAGCAACUUGUGAUUAGUAGGUUUACAAAAAAAACAUUGUUAAUUUGUUCAAUUUUGUUGAUAGUGAAAUAAAAGUACAUAUUACUGUUUUAAAAUGGAUAUAAUUUAUUGAACUA